AUGUGGAUCCAAAACCAAACGGGGCAUCCCAAACCGAACCACAAACACGACCGGAUUCCUGGAUUCCAGCCCAGCCCCGGGGCCCGCGGGCCCCUCUUUCCGGGCCGUGCCCGGGGGCCGCCGUCUCCCCUUCGCUGCGCCCGCGAUCCCGGCGCCUCCUGCCCCGCUCCCCCCGCAGCCGCUCCCGCUUCCCACCCCGACCCCAGGAAGGCCGGACCAGGGUCUCACCCGCUCCCGGUUCCCACCCCGACCCCGGGAAGGCCGGACCAGGGUCUCACCCGCUCCCGGACGGGGCCGUUCCCGGCCGGAGCCGCCGCCAGGCCGCGUCAGGCGGGGCCGCCCGGGCUGCGCAUGAGCCGGGGGCGGAGCGGCCGGGGGAGAGCCGGGGAGCGGGACAGCCGGGGAGCGGGAUCCGUCUGGGAGCGGGACAGCCGGGGAGCGGGAUCCGGCUGGGAGAGGGAUCCGGCUGGGAGCGGGCACCGAGGGAUGGGUCCAAAAUCGAAGAACAAGCCUGGUGGCAAAAAGGCUGAAAAGAAAGAAGAGGAAGUGAAGCUGAAUGAGGGAGAUGAAGCUGAACGAGAAGAAGCAGCAAGACUUGAGAAGGAGAGACUUGAACGAGAGCGCCUGGCAAGGCUUGAGGCAAAAUACCAAGAACAAAAGGAGUCUGAACUAGCAGAACUUAAUUCACUGGAACAGAAGUUUCUGUCUGCACAGCAGUGGAAAAUGGAAUAUAGAGAACAUGAAAAG
Lepidothrix coronata (blue-crowned manakin) is the source of this 747-nucleotide messenger RNA. Its product is annotated as cuticle collagen 2-like. The record is from RefSeq and is a predicted model, not a curated record. NCBI's taxonomy places the organism in Eukaryota, Metazoa, Chordata, Aves, Passeriformes, Pipridae. The annotation marks the transcript as partial. The transcript has 6 exons.